GAAGGAAGUUAGUCCGUCCAUUAAGAUCUUCCCGCUAGUGCAGCCGCAAAUAUCCUCCGUGUAGCAGCUAACGGCAUCCUGUGUUUCGGUGUUAAAGCAGGAGGACUGAAACAUGAAAGGCACGAGGGUUUAAUUUAAAAUUAAUGUUUAGAAAUAACACACCAGUCAUGAAUGAGACGGCACCUGGGAUUAUGGAGGGAAUAGAUCGACAGAUCGAGCAGGGUUUCUGUUACCAGGACACCAUGCCGUCUGGCUCGGUUGGGAUGUCAGAUCUGUCUGAUGAGAUCCUGUUGUGUAUCCUCCGUCAUGUUCCAGUGUGUGACCUGCUGACUAAUGUGGCAAAUGUCUGCCAGAAGUUACACACACUUUGCUACGACAAGACACUGCUCACAAACAUCAGGUUUUCUGAAGAAUAUCGGGCUGACGAUCAGUUGGUCCAUCAAACUCUAAAGCUGCUAGCCAACCACGUACAAUCCCUCAGUCUCAACAGCUGCUACUGGCUGUCAGCCUCCACCUUAGACAAAGUGGCACGAUGCAGAGGAGUAACACAUCUGGAUGUAACCGGCUGCCGCCUCACCUCCCUUUGCCUGUCGCGCCUCUUAUCCUCUUUGUCUUUGCUCAGAUCGCUGGCGUUUGAUGUUAGGCCCUGUUUCAACUCCGCACUGCUCAGCUCGGAAGCCGUUGAUUCACUGAACCGCCUCACGGAGCUGAGACAGACUCUGUUUACGCCGAGCUACGGCGUAGUGCCUUGCUGUGCCCAACUUCGCAAGCUGAUGCUGCAGUUUGACAUUCCAGAUGUGACCAGAGAGGGCAUCGGCGUUUGCUGUCAGCUGAUGGUCGGCCAGAGCAGCGUGCCACAUUACGAACAGCUGGAGGAGUUCACGGCCAGACUGGCCCCAGGAGAGGUGAACCAGACGCUGCUCCUUCUCUACCUUGCCGUGUUUAGCGUUCACAUUCCAAAGCACCUCAGAGUUUUCCUGGUUUCAAUUCCUGGUCCCAAUCCGGCUCACUGGCCCGCUGCUCCCUCGCUGGCUCAAAGCCUCGGUCAGCGCGGAGACCUGGUGGCGCUGCAGCUGCCACGCACCUGGCUGGAUCCACUGUCCCUAAAGCGAGCCCUGGAGGGAAACAGCCCCAAGCACCUGAGCUUCAGCCGCUGCCCUGCGUUGUGGCCGCAGGUCUUCCAGUCGUUGCUUGGCGGCGGAGUCAGAGACGCCGCUCAGCUCGUCAGCCUCAACCUCAGCGGGAUCAACCACGUUCCGUACUCGGAGUGCAGGAGUGUGGAGGAUCAGCUGGUUGCUGAGACAAUGGGCCAGGUGGCUGCAACCUGCUCCAACGUUAAACACCUGAACCUGAUGCACACGCAUUAUCAUCACGAGAGCUCACCUGGGCUGGAUGGACAAACACACUUGGGUGACAGCCUGGGCAGAUUCAAACACCUGCGGUCUCUGACUCUGCCCGCCUGCGCUUUGUCAGACGGUGUAAAUACGAAUCACACCUCAGCGCAUGGCUCAACUCCCUCUCUGUUGUUCCAGGGACUAAAGAAGGCCCCGCGUGUGGGGCUCCAGAAUUACAGACCUGAUUCGGAGCCUUGGUUGGCCGGGGACAGCAUUUUUGGGCUGGAUUCGCUCACAGCUGGCUGUCGCUUUUUAGAAACCUUUGAGCUCAUCGGUCCAGGUUUUGCGUCGGCGCUGCCUCGGCUCGAGCCGUGCACCCGUGCCAGUGUGGAGCCUCGUGGGAUGUGCGCUUGGGCGCGAGGAGUUGGAGAUGCGCACCUAGCAGCGCUUGAAGCUUUACCUCGGCUCCAUCGCUUGACUCUGGCUGGACUCCCUGGAGUCCUCAAAGGAACUGGACUGGUACAGCUGACUAGGAAGUGCAGAGACUUACGGGUAUUGUCCUUAGCCAACUUGGGAUCUCUGAAAACCAUGAACUACACAGCCUCCUUGCUGGAGACACUUACACAGUGCACACAGCUGCAGGAACUCAGGUUAGAGCAGCCAUACCUAAAUGCCAAUGCGUCUUUCUUUGAGGCCUUGUCCAGCUGCCAACGCCUGCAGCGGCUCUGUCUCAUCUCCCGUAGCGGCACCUUCGACUCUUUGGCCACAGAGGCCUUCAUGGAGCAGUGUUGCCAUGUUGUAAUGUGCCACAUGUUCAUGGGCGGCACCCUGGCGGCCUGUCGGACACUGCAGAAAUCCCUGCUGGACAGAUUUUCAGCUGAGCGUUCGGCCCUCAGUGUGGUCAUCUAUCCGCUACAACACGAGGACCUGCCCUCCGUCAUCAGGGGUAUCUCACUGACACUGCUGGAUCGGAUAACUUUGUUUCAGAGCCACGUGGCGCAGCCUCCACAUUUAUCACCCAUGUGACAUCACCAGUGACCUGUAACGUAAUCGCUGUUGCUGAAAAUAAAAUUUAGUGAAAUACUACCUGUGAAGCUUCUGAUUAGGUAACAGCAGCAGUGUAAAAGAAAUACAUCAGCAUAACUGUUUUGGGUAAUAAUGGUUUGUUUGGUCAUCCAUCUACACAGGGUGCUGCUCGCACAUCCCAAUCAUAAAUCACUUCAGUUGCGUAGUUUCUGUUUUAAAAUAAGUGCCAACAAUAUUUGAAGAGAAUGAAACUUUGCAAAUGAAGCUGUGACACAAUAAAUGGCUUAUGGAGUUUUUAAUUGAUUUCCUGUGUGCAUGUAUUUUUCUACAAACUGGAAGUUUAAACAAAAGUCUCUACUUAUAAUUAUAGUCUGUUCCUAAAAAUGUCCAUUUACGGUAUGUUUUUUUUAGGAAUGCAAGUGUAAUUGUUCUAUUGCAUAUAGACUAUUGCAUUUUAAUUUCUUUACAUUAAGCCACAAACAACUUCUAGUUUUCCUUGAUGCUAUUUAAUUUUAUUUAAUUAAAUAGAAUUAAAUCAAACCUGAUUUAAUUUUAUUUAACACAGAAAAAUCCUUAUUAGUGAUCAUGCUCAUUGUUUGGAAGCUCUUAGUCUGAUAUUUUAACUAUUUUGUGCCAUGCUGAAAGUAUUUCAUAAAAA
Messenger RNA from Gambusia affinis (western mosquitofish), 3018 nucleotides. It is a transcript of the gene fbxl18, whose product is annotated as F-box and leucine-rich repeat protein 18. Gene Ontology annotation, molecular function: protein binding. Gene Ontology annotation, biological process: SCF-dependent proteasomal ubiquitin-dependent protein catabolic process. The record is from RefSeq and is a predicted model, not a curated record. Lineage: Eukaryota; Metazoa; Chordata; Actinopteri; Cyprinodontiformes; Poeciliidae. The coding region runs from base 144 to 2360 and encodes 738 amino acids. The transcript has 7 exons.